UAAUAAUAUUUUAAUCCACUAAUAAUUGUGAAAAAUAAAAUAAAAUUCAAAAUUAAUCCACUAAUAAAAAGACACUUAGGGUUUAUGUUUAUCUCCCCUUUCUCGUUACAUCCACUCUCAUCUCCUUCUCUCGUCCCUCAACUCUAAGCAAUGGAGUCACCGCCGGAAUCAGUCGCACCACCGCCACCACCACCGAAAUCAGCCGCACCAUGUUGGGCGAACAUAGUGAAGCAAACACCAGAACCAACCCCACCAUUACAACCUCAAACACCCACACAACUCUUCGAAACCUGCAAAUCAAACAAAGGCAUAGCAGUUGCCAUUGUUGAUGCCAACGCCAUCAUUCAAGGAGGAGAGAGACUCCCUUCUUUGGCUGACAAAUUUGUGUCUGUUUCUGAAGUUAUCAAUGAAAUUCGUGACCCCACUUCUCGUCAUCGUCUUUCUUUUUUGCCUUUUACUGUUGAUACCUUGGAACCCUCCCCUGAAUCUCUCAAAAAAGUUGUCAGCUUUGCUAGAGCAACUGGUGAUUUGCAGACUCUCUCUGAUGUUGAUCUUAAGCUCAUUGCUCUAACUUACACAUUGGAGGCUCAAAUUCAUGGUACUAGUCAUCUUAGAGACAGCCCUCCCCCUAUUCAUGUUUUGAACGUACGGAGAUUGCCUGAGAAGGACUUGCCUGGUUGGGGUUCCAAUGUUCCUAAUCUUGAGGAGUGGGAAGCAUUGGAAGGUGCAACAGACAGUGGUCCAGAUCCUUAUUCUAAAAUUCUCCCAUUGAAGGAUAUAACGUUAAAUAUCCCUGUUGAGGAUCAAAUGAGUUUGAAAGAUGGCUCUGUUGGAAACGGUAGUGAAGAUCAAGAUGGUGCUGGCCUGACUGCAAGGAGACACAGAAGAUACCCGCCCAAAAAGAGGGAGGUAAAAAUUGAUGGGAAAAAAAUGGUGGCUGAUGGGAUUGAUGCAUCUCAAGGACAACAUGAUGAUGAUGAUGGUGAUUGGCGUCCUGCUGUCAGUCGAGGCACCCAUAGAAGGUUCCUCAGAAGAAAGGCUCGACGUGAUAUGUACGAGGUAUCUUUUAAAGAUGAUGAGCAGCAGGAAGUCAAUAAAAAUACUGAAGAGGAAGAUGAUAAUAAGGACACUCGUGGGACAAAUGGUACUGAUGAUAUUUCAUCAAUUUUGGAACAGAUGGGACUUGAAGAAGAUGCUUUGGAAACUCAUGAAGAACAGAAUGAGCAAAUUGAUUCUCAUAUGGAAGUUCAAUCGGUAGAUGGUCACUCAGUAAAUGCUCAUUCCGGGGGUGAAGUGGAUGACAAUGAAAUAUUAGACCAUGUGGAGAAUGGAAGUGUUGAUACCUCAUAUGCAGAGGAUGAUGGAAGUGAACAGAGUUGGAUGCUUAGGUCUUUAUCUGAUUCAAGUGUUGCUUGUAUCACUGGAGACUUUGCUAUGCAAAAUGUUAUUCUUCAGAUGGGUUUACGUUUGCUAGCCCCUGGAGGAAUGCAGAUACGUGAGUUGCACAGGUGGGUACUAAAAUGUCAUGCCUGCCAGCAUGUAACCGCUGAAGUUGGUCGAAUCUUCUGUCCAAAGUGUGGCAAUGGUGGUACCUUAAAGAAAGUGGCUGUUACAGUAGGCGAGAAUGGGGUUGUGCUACAAGCUCGAAGGCAUCGUUACUCCUUGCGUGGCACAAAGUUUUCACUCCCUUUGCCCCAAGGAGGAAGAGAUUCCAUGACUAAGAAUCCCAUAUUACGGGAAGAUCAGAUCCCACAGAAGUUCUUAUACCCCAGGACAAAGAAAAAGUCUAAGGAUGAUGAUAUAUUUGCUGGGGAUAGCGUCUUUGGUCAUCAGACUCAUCACACUGAUAAGAAAGCUUAUAACAGGCCUCCUGUGAGACAAGCAUUGGCAGUGUUCAGCGGUAAAAGAAAUCCCAAUGACAACCAUUUCUCUCGUGCAAAGCAUUGAGGCAAUUUUGCCUGGAAAUUUUGGUAGCUGUUUAGAUGUUGCAUUUUUAAAAAAAUUAUUGUGAUUCGGUUUCUAAAUUAUCCUCCAUGCAUUCACUGACUUUGUAUUGAACAAAAAAUUGAAUAUUUACGUAUAUGUUAAUCAUUCUUGUUAAGAAUGAUGCGCGGAAUAUGUUUUAUUAUGGCUUCA
Messenger RNA from Chenopodium quinoa (quinoa), 2136 nucleotides. RefSeq names its product RNA-binding protein NOB1-like. Gene Ontology annotation, cellular component: preribosome, small subunit precursor. Bases 151 to 1947 code for a protein of 598 amino acids. The transcript is spliced from 5 exons. Gene Ontology annotation, biological process: maturation of SSU-rRNA; ribosomal small subunit biogenesis. Gene Ontology annotation, molecular function: RNA endonuclease activity. NCBI's taxonomy places the organism in Eukaryota, Viridiplantae, Streptophyta, Magnoliopsida, Caryophyllales, Amaranthaceae. The record is from RefSeq and is a predicted model, not a curated record.